UUCAAAUGUAAAGGGGAGAAAGGACAGGUCAAAUACACAAGGAAAACAAAAACGUUGAAUAUUUAUGCUCCAAAGACUUAAAAGACUAAUCCAAAGCUUUGUGUGGUUCUUCAAGAUCAUUUUUAGCUGAUCCUGACGUGCAAGCGUAUUAAAAAACGGUUUGAGUUGAUUUUGUAAAUAUGUUGUGAGUGUAAUAAUUCCUGCUGCGAAUGUUUUUUGAAUGCUUGCCAAUAAUGCUUUACAGAAAUUCAUUAUGCAUUGGAAAAAUGUUUCAAAAAUCUUUAGCAUUAUUCUUUUGCAGAAAUAAAAGUGAUUUUAGCUCAUCUACCCUUAAUAUUUUUGAUCGAAAAGCGAAGAAAAUUCAUAGAGACUGGUGUGCUGAACAUCCUGAUGGCUAUAUUUACCAUUAUUUGAAAAAUGAAAUUGGUGAUCGAGUUGCUGACAGAGUUUAUGACAUUACGAGAAAAUUUCCAAUUUGUGUUGAAUUGGGAUGUGGAAAAGGCCAUGUUGUAAAACAUUUAACUAAAGAAAAUGUGGAAAUGGUUUAUCUCUGUGAUAUGUCUGAGAAAAUGGUUAAAAGUGCUGCUACUGCUUCUGACAUACCAACUUGUAGGCUUGUUGUGGAUGAAGAGUUUUUACCAUUUGCUAAUGACAGUGUUGAUAUGUUCCUUAGUAGUUUAAAUUUUCAUUGGAUUAAUGAUUUGCCAAGCACUUUUCAGCAAAUAUAUGAUGCUUUGAAGCCAGAUGGUGUGCUCAUUGCGUCCAUGUUUGGUGGGGACACACUUUAUGAACUCAGGUCUUCCUUACAAUUGGCUGAAACUGAACGAGAUGGGGGCUUUUCUCCUCAUAUAUCUCCUUUUGCAAGGAUCCGUGACAUUGGGGAUCUUCUCACCAGAGCUGGAUAUUCAAUGCUUACAAUAGACACUGAUGAAAUUAAAGUGAAUUAUCCGACAAUGUUCGAGCUAUUAGAAGACUUAAGAGGUAUGGGAGAAAGUAAUGUAAGCUGGAAUCGUAAGUCUCACAUUAGCCGAGAUUCUCUUCUUGCUGCUGCUUCUAUUUAUACAGAAAUGUAUGGUAAUGAAGACAAAACAGUUCCUGCUACUUUUGAAAUUAUCUAUCUUAUUGGAUGGAAGCCACAUAAGUCUCAAAGUAAGCCAGCGAAAAGAGGGUCUGGAACAGUUUCAAUGAAAUCAAUUUCGGAAUUAGAAUCAAAAAGUUGAUGUUUAAACAUUGACAAUUUGUAUGUAGAGUAAAUGCAUAUUAAAAAAAUUUGUUUUACUUCAUAC
Messenger RNA from Uloborus diversus, 1286 nucleotides. RefSeq names its product arginine-hydroxylase NDUFAF5, mitochondrial-like. The record is from RefSeq and is a predicted model, not a curated record. Gene Ontology annotation, molecular function: S-adenosylmethionine-dependent methyltransferase activity. The coding region runs from base 210 to 1220 and encodes 336 amino acids. Gene Ontology annotation, biological process: mitochondrial respiratory chain complex I assembly. The transcript is spliced from 12 exons. NCBI's taxonomy places the organism in Eukaryota, Metazoa, Arthropoda, Arachnida, Araneae, Uloboridae. Gene Ontology annotation, cellular component: mitochondrion.